AUGUCAACUUCGUCGUCUUCAUCAAACAGACCACCGUCUCGCAGGUCCGUUCACGGGGUCCCAACGAAAUGCUGGUGUGGAAAAGGACUCGUCAUCUGGGCCUCUGAAACAAAAGAGAAUCCAUUUCGUAGAUUUUACCGAUGCGAAGUCGCACUUCAGAGGAAAUCCGAGUGCCACCUUUUUAAAUGGGAGGAUGAAGCUAUUUUAGACGAGGUUAGGAUGCUAGACGCUAAAGUAAUGGACCUCGUACACGACUUCCACUCCCUCUCCAAGACCGUAAUUGAACAGCUUGACUCACACAAGACUUGCCUACUUCAACUAGAGGGUGAGCUUAGGUCCUUGAUGGCCAACUCAGUCGAUGAAGCAACUAGGCAGAUGAAAGAAGACAUUGAUGCGGUUCUAAGCUCAAACAUCACCACAACUCAUCUGUGCGACAAUGGCGGGGCAUACAACUUUGCUGCUGCUGUUGCCAUUGUUGGAGCUAUCGCAUUCAUAUAUUGGAAGCUCUUUUGA
Messenger RNA from Raphanus sativus (radish), 513 nucleotides. RefSeq lists its product as uncharacterized. The transcript is spliced from 2 exons. Bases 1 to 513 code for a protein of 170 amino acids. Gene Ontology annotation, molecular function: zinc ion binding. NCBI's taxonomy places the organism in Eukaryota, Viridiplantae, Streptophyta, Magnoliopsida, Brassicales, Brassicaceae. The record is from RefSeq and is a predicted model, not a curated record.